Bubalus bubalis (water buffalo) is the source of this 2631-nucleotide messenger RNA. RefSeq names its product serine hydroxymethyltransferase 1 (gene SHMT1). The transcript has 14 exons. Gene Ontology annotation, biological process: folic acid metabolic process; cellular response to leukemia inhibitory factor; L-serine catabolic process. Lineage: Eukaryota; Metazoa; Chordata; Mammalia; Artiodactyla; Bovidae. Gene Ontology annotation, molecular function: glycine hydroxymethyltransferase activity; mRNA regulatory element binding translation repressor activity; pyridoxal phosphate binding. The record is from RefSeq and is a predicted model, not a curated record. Gene Ontology annotation, cellular component: cytosol; nucleus; cytoplasm. The coding region runs from base 389 to 1843 and encodes 484 amino acids.
GGUCUUGUGCGUGGAUCACGUGGAGCUAGCGCGCGGGUCCCAACUCAGAUGGUGUCGGCAGCAGCCGGGAGCUUGGUGUUUCUGGCUGUGCUUCUUCCCCCGCGGCUCCGAGAAGCGGGAUCGGGAGAACCAUGCUCUUCCUUCUGUGUCUGCUCUUGACUCUCCCAGCUGCUGUUGAUGGCACCUGUGACACCAGAUGACCGGGCAGCUUUCCCUCACCCAGCAGUUCUGCCCCACCAGCUUGUGUUGCUCAUUUCAGCUCAGUUCUGACGUGAGCCAGAGUGAGCACAGACCCCACAGACACAAGCCUGCUGUAUUGUGAUGAUGCCGAGUCCAGGUGUGUACCUCUGCCCGUGGACCUUACCAGAGGUGCCUCUGAACCAGCACAAUGGCAGCUCCAGUCAACAAGGCACCCAGAGAUGCCGAUUUGUGGUCCUUGCACGAGAAGAUGCUGGCACAGCCCCUGAAGGACAGCGAUGUCGAGGUUUACAACAUUAUUAAGAAGGAGAGUAACCGGCAGAGGGUUGGACUGGAGCUGAUCGCCUCUGAGAACUUUGCCAGCCGGGCUGUUCUGGAGGCCCUAGGCUCUUGCCUGAACAACAAGUACUCUGAGGGGUACCCAGGCCAGAGGUACUAUGGUGGGACGGAGUUCAUCGACGAGCUAGAGGUCCUCUGUCAGAAGCGAGCGCUGCAGGUCUAUGGCCUGGACCCCCAGUGCUGGGGGGUUAACGUCCAGCCUUACUCAGGCUCCCCAGCAAACUUCGCAGUGUACACGGCCCUGGUGGAGCCCCAUGGCCGCAUCAUGGGCCUGGACCUGCCGGAUGGGGGCCACCUGACCCAUGGGUUCAUGACCGACAAGAAGAAGAUUUCUGCCACGUCCAUCUUUUUUGAAUCUAUGCCCUACAAGGUGAAUCCCGAUACCGGCUACAUCAACUACGACCAGCUGGAGGAGAACGCCCGCCUCUUCCACCCGAGGCUGAUCAUUGCAGGGACUAGCUGCUACUCCCGGAACCUGGACUACGCUCGGCUGCGCAAGAUCGCUGACGACAACGGGGCGUACCUCAUGGCCGACAUGGCACAUGUCAGUGGGCUGGUGGCGGCCGGUGUGGUGCCUUCGCCCUUCGAGCACUGCCACGUGGUGUCCACCACCACCCACAAGACCCUGCGGGGCUGCCGCGCCGGCAUGAUCUUCUACAGGAAGGGAGUGCGCAGUGUGGACCCCAAGACAGGCAAAGAGACUCGCUACAACCUGGAGUCGCUUAUCAACUCUGCUGUGUUUCCAGGCCUGCAAGGGGGACCCCACAACCACGCCAUUGCUGGGGUCGCAGUUGCUCUGAAGCAGGCCAUGACUCCAGAGUUCAGAGCCUACCAGCGCCAGGUGGUGGCCAACUGCAGGGCUUUGGCUGAGGCCUUGAUGGGACUGGGCUACAGAGUGGUCACAGGGGGUUCUGACAACCACUUGAUCCUCGUGGACCUCCGCUCCAAAGGCACAGAUGGUGGCAGAGCAGAGAAGGUGCUGGAAGCCUGCUCCAUCGCCUGCAAUAAGAACACCUGCCCAGGUGAUAAAAGCGCACUACGGCCCAGUGGGCUGCGCCUGGGGACCCCAGCACUGACCUCCCGAGGGCUCUUGGAAGAAGAUUUCCAAAAGGUCGCCCAUUUCAUUCACAGAGGCAUAGAGCUGACCCUGCAGAUCCAGGACGCCGUAGGGGUGAAGGCCACCCUGAAGGAGUUCAUGGAGAAGCUGGCAGGAGCCGAGGAGCACCAGCAGGCUGUGGCAGCCCUCAGGGCAGAGGUGGAGAGCUUCGCCACCCUAUUCCCGCUGCCUGGCCUGCCUGGCUUCUAGAGGAGCGCCUGCCUGCCCAGGGACCCAGCGCCCUGCGGGCCCCACACAGGCCCUCCUGAAGGCCUCUUUUCAGAAUUUGCUACCUUUUUUACCUGCUUCACAAAUCAACAUUUAAAGCUCCUGGGACAAGUUAUGAAGGAGUAUAAAUCUGAACCUCACCUUCUUGCAGCUUCAAAUACAGUUAUCAUGGGAAAAUGGAAUACAAUUUAGCCAUUCCACCUUAAUUAUCCAGACGAGUGUGGGCACAGCUACUGGGAAGACACUGGGACCUUUACCCCCUCUUGAUCCCCUGGGCUUCCCAACACUGUGACAAAUAGAAGCACUGAGCUGCAGCUGGGAGAAGCUGCUAUGACACCAGACAAGGGCUCAGCUCUGAUGUGGGUGAGGAGGGAGCGUCCUGGCCUGUGCUUUCAACCAGAAUCCCAAGUCAGAUGAUUUUGUUCAGGUGCCACCCAGCUAAGUGGGAGUCCGGCUCUCACACCUGGGGAGGAGGGGGACGUGUGUGGUUUCCUCUCCCAGUCUGGAACAGGCGACCCUGGAAGCCAGUCUGGAGCCACCAAGGUCCAGAUGACCAUCUCCCUCCCCUGAUCAGGAAACCAGAGGUCACCUUCCCAGAGAAACUUUAUUUUCCACAAAUAUCAAGUGCAAAACAUAGAUGACCAUUUUUAAUAAGCACAGUCCAAUUUUUAACCACAGGAUGUCUACAAGAAUUAUAGUUUUAAAAAAUACAACCAAUUUUUAUAUUUCAAAAAUAUCUCAACUCAAAUAAAUUAAUUUCUUAAAAAGUA